UGUGUCAACUACAAAGCACAUGACUGCACAGGCCGCACCAUGCUCUCCCUGCUCCGCAGACCUCUGCUCUUUGUCCCCCGCUCCGGUCGCACCAUGUCCGGGGUGUCUCUGCGGGUGUCCCCGGGCCGCUGUCUCUAUGACGAGCCUCUGCAGCUCCAGGUCCGCGGUCUGAGCCCCGGGCAGGACGUCAGUCUCCGCACCGCUCUGACCGAUGAGGCCGGGGAACUGUUCACCUCCGUGGCUCUGUACCGGGCGGACAGCGGCGGGGAGCUGGAGCUGAGCCGGAGCCCGGCCCUGGAAGGCGGCAGCUACACCGGAGUGGAGCCGGAGGGGCCCCUGUGGUCCCUGGAGCCCCAGACUCCCCUCAGGCGGCUGCUGAAGAAGGACGUGCGGAGCCCCUUCCAGCUGCGCUUCUCCCUGCACCAGGCCCACUGCCCGCCCGGGGCUCUGCUGGCUGCUGCCGCCCAGGACAGGAGCUUCAUGGGGGAAGGAGUGACCCGGGAGCCGGUGCGGGAGGGACGGGUGCGGGGGAGCCUCUUCCUGCCGCCCGGUCCAGGUCCAUUUCCAGGAAUUAUUGAGGUUCCAGGUAUAGGCGGAGGCCUCCUCGAAUACAAGGCAAGCCUGUUGGCCAGUAGAGGCUUUGCCACGCUGGCAUUAGCUUACUAUAACUAUGAAGAUCUACCUAAAAAAAUGAAGGAGUUUCGUCUGGAAUACUUUGAAGAAGCAGUGAACUAUAUGCUGCAGCAUCCUCAGGUGAAGGGUCCAGGAAUAGGUCUGUUUGGCCAUUCUAAAGGGGGAGACUUAGUCCUGUCUAUGGCCUCUUUCCUUAAAGGCAUCACUGCGACGGCUGUUGUAAAUGGCUCGGUGGCUAAUGCUGGAGCUGCCCUUCACUAUAAGGACAAUACUCUGCUUCCUAUUGGCUAUGACAUUAAAAAUGCAACAUACCCAAAGCCUGGAGUGGCUGAUAUACGUGAUGUAGUGUAUAAUCCUUUAGAAGAAGCUAACCGCAAGAGCCUUAUACCUGUUGGAAAAGCCGACUGCAAGUUUCUGUUUAUUGUGGGCGAGGAUGACCGGAAUUGGAACAGCGACUUCCAUGCCCAAACAGCAUGCCAGCUUCUGGAAGCCGAAGGGAAAGAAAAGCCAGAAGUUGUGUAUUAUCCCAAAGCUGGCCAUUACAUUGAGCCGCCAUAUUUCCCCUUGUGUCAAAUAUCUAUGCAUGUGUUUGUUGGUUUCCCUGUGGUUUGGGGAGGGGAACCGAAGGCUCAUGCACUGGCACAAGUGGACUCAUGGCAAAGAAUUCAGGCAUUCUUCCACAAACAUCUAAACCAAAAACAUGUCCUGGAGAGCAAAUGGUGACCUAUUUUUCUAUGAAAGCCUAAAAGGGGUACUCCGGUGGAAAUCUAUUUUUUUUUUUACUAAUCAACUGGUGGCAGAAAGUUAUACAGAUUUGUAAAUUACUUCUAUUUAAUAAUCUUAAUACUUCCAGUUCUUAUCAGCUGCAGAGGAAGUUGUGUAGUUCUUUCCAGUCUGACCAUAGUGCUCUCUGCUGACACCUCUGACCAUGUAAAGAACUGUCUGUAGCAGGAGUUUUGCUAUGGGGAUUUGUUACUACUUUGGACAGUUCCUGACAUGGACAGAGGUGUCAGCAGAGAGCACUGUGGUCAGACUGGAAAGAACUACACAACUUCCUCUGGAGCAUACAGCAGCUGAUAAGUACUGGAAGGAUUAAGAUUAUUAUAAAGGAGUAAUUUACAAAUCUGUUUAAUCUUUUAGCGCCAGUUGAUUUUAAAUAAAUAAAAAAGUGUUUUCCACUGGAGUAAGCGUAGGGUUACACGUAACGGAUCCGCAGCAUAAAAUACACUGAGGAUCGGCCGGUAACCUGACCCAUAUGUUGCCUUUAGCUGUUGGUUGCUGUGGGAAAAUCCAUUUUUUCUCUCACACAGUUUGAUAAAUCUGGGCCAUUGAGCAUGAAGCCUCAGACUGGAAACCUUAUCUCUAGAGAUGAGCAAACUUACAGUAAAUUCGAUUCGUCACGAACUUCUCGGCUCGGCAGUUGAUGA
This is a messenger RNA of Hyla sarda, 2060 nucleotides long. RefSeq names its product acyl-coenzyme A thioesterase 1-like. Gene Ontology annotation, molecular function: fatty acyl-CoA hydrolase activity. The transcript has 3 exons. Lineage: Eukaryota; Metazoa; Chordata; Amphibia; Anura; Hylidae. The record is from RefSeq and is a predicted model, not a curated record. Gene Ontology annotation, biological process: acyl-CoA metabolic process; fatty acid metabolic process. The coding region runs from base 40 to 1356 and encodes 438 amino acids.